AUGGUGCUGACAACACGCAAAGAAUGGUGCAGCCCUGUGAGCAAAGGCCCUGACAGCUUUCCCUGGGAUAUCAACAGACUUGAGGAUGCCAUAAUGCAGGGUACGGCGCCGAGAGCCACGGCCAAAAAACAACUGUGGUGCGCAAAGAUUAUUAGGCGUUGUGUGGAUGGAGCGAACCUAGAGGAGCGAGCUGAGCUGCGGCGUAACCGUCAACUUUUGCCUACACUGCGAUAUCUUCUCGUUCAGUCGGUGCCCUUGACGUUAUCGGGGGCGAGACUCCGUCAGCAUGUGUUCUCUGUUUAUCUUCGUCUCCUUGGAGAAGACACGAUGUUUGAUGAGCGGGUUGUGAUGGAUGUAGAUACUUUAAACGAACUUGUUGCCGCGCUCCGUGCUGAAGCCUAUCCGGAUAUGAGCGAUGUGGCUGUGUUGUUGGUUAGGCGCAUUUCUGAACUUCCCUAUGUGAGUUCCGUCCUGGUCUUUGAAGAGGCGCUGUUUGAAGUGCUUCAGGACCUUCUAGAGGCCCACCACACUAGGCCGCGGGCGGCGCUGCAUGUUCUCCACCUCUUUGUGAACCUCUGCGGGCACCCCAAACUACAUUUUAAAUUGGCAAGGUCACGGCGUGUCGUUUUCUACGCUAUUGACACGUUGCUCCGUGUGCUGAACUCGAACGUUGUCAGGCGAGCUUCCAGGAAGGUGCAGCGCGCAAUGGAUGCCGCUUCACCACCACUCAAUGAGAUGGAGGAGGUGCCACCACGCAGGCAACCCAGCAGGUGCAGCUUUGGGCGUCCCGUGCAUCUUAGCCGUGCGCUGGAGCAUAUGACGGCAACAGGGCCGAGUGCGAUGGUCCUAGCAAAUCUUCUCUCUUUCCCGGAGAAUCGGGUGUCGAUGGUGUCUCUCUACCCAGACCUUGUGGCUGCAUUGGAACUGUGCGAUACGCAAGCGGUGUCGAUUCGACUGUGGGAAGUCGCCCGCUGCGCAACUGACUACUUGCACGACAAUGACGUUGUGGUGGAGACACAACUGCUAGUACACUUAACAUCCCCCACAAUGAGUAGUAGAAUUAUCGACGAUGCCAGCUCGGGCUGA
Messenger RNA from Trypanosoma grayi, 1086 nucleotides. RefSeq lists its product as hypothetical. Lineage: Eukaryota; Euglenozoa; Kinetoplastea; Trypanosomatida; Trypanosomatidae. The transcript has a single exon. The record is from RefSeq and is a predicted model, not a curated record. Bases 1 to 1086 code for a protein of 361 amino acids.